This is a messenger RNA of Indicator indicator, 1018 nucleotides long. It is a transcript of the gene BCAP29, whose product is annotated as B cell receptor associated protein 29. The transcript has 8 exons. The record is from RefSeq and is a predicted model, not a curated record. Gene Ontology annotation, cellular component: endoplasmic reticulum; endoplasmic reticulum membrane. Gene Ontology annotation, biological process: intracellular protein transport; endoplasmic reticulum to Golgi vesicle-mediated transport. Bases 46 to 777 code for a protein of 243 amino acids. Lineage: Eukaryota; Metazoa; Chordata; Aves; Piciformes; Indicatoridae.
ACCGGCUCCUCGCUCCUAGCGCGUCCCGAGAGGCCUGCUGACACUAUGACUUUCCAGUGGACAGCAGUUGUCCUCUUUCUGUAUGGUGAAAUAGCAGUAAUCCUCGUGCUCUGCCUGCCGUUUAUUUCUCCGCUGAGAUGGCAGAAGAUUUUUACGAUUCCUCUAUGGAGCAAAAUGGCAAUUUUUUGGAACAAGAUGUUCCUCACAAUAAUAGUUUUGCUGAUCGUCUUGUUUCUUGAUGCUAUUAGAGAAGUCAGGAAGUACUCUGCAGUUCAUGUGACUGAAAGGGCUGCAAAUGUCAAUGCCAAUGCCUUUGAUCAUAUUCAGAUGAAACUCUUCCGAUCGCAAAGAAACCUCUAUCUCUCAGGCUUUUCCUUAUUUCUUUGGCUUGUAUUGAGACGUACUGUUACCCUUCUUACUCAGCUGGCAAAAGGGAUGGCAUCUCAUGCAGCUUUGGAAACACAAGUAAAUGAUGCUACUGAGGCAGCCAAAAAAUACAUGGCCGAGAAUGAAAGACUGCAGGAGGCCUUGAAUGAAAAAGGAAGCAGUAAAAAGAAAGAGUCAGCAGAAGCAACUGAUGAAAAGCUGAAGAAGGAAGUUGAACAUUUGAAAGCAGAACUACAAAAGACAUCAAAUGCUCUUCACAAGGCAAAUAAUGAAGUGACUGCAGUUAAAAAGCAGUCUGAAGGCCUUAAAAAAGAGUAUGAUAAUUUGAUGAAAGAGUACAAGCAGCUUCAGGACAGUUUAAAUGAAGCAGAAGACAAGAAGGACCUGUAGGUGCAUCUAAGAGUGAUGCCAUCAGACAAUUGCUUCGGUGUGAAAAGCCUUGUGCUGCUUAUGCUCCCGGUACAUACCUGAAACAAAACUUGAUUUUUCUGAAAAGCACACGCACUGCAAGUCACGAUUCAGAUUCCUCUAAUAUAUUUUGGUUGCCAAAAUACUCUGUGUUGCAAAUAAAAUGUUAAAUGGCUUACCUGAUGUACUGUGGAGUUUCAGUGCUCUUGUGAGGAGAAACUCA